Messenger RNA from Micropterus salmoides (largemouth bass), 2246 nucleotides. It is a transcript of the gene sars1, whose product is annotated as seryl-tRNA synthetase 1. The record is from RefSeq and is a predicted model, not a curated record. Gene Ontology annotation, biological process: seryl-tRNA aminoacylation. NCBI's taxonomy places the organism in Eukaryota, Metazoa, Chordata, Actinopteri, Centrarchiformes, Centrarchidae. Bases 1 to 1542 code for a protein of 513 amino acids. The transcript is spliced from 11 exons. Gene Ontology annotation, cellular component: cytosol. Gene Ontology annotation, molecular function: tRNA binding; serine-tRNA ligase activity; ATP binding.
AUGGUGCUCGACUUGGACCUGUUUCGGACAGACAAAGGUGGCGAUCCAGAAAUCGUCCGUGAAUGUCAAAGGAAGAGAUUUAAAGAUGUGACACUCGUUGACAAACUGGUCACCGCAGAUACAGUGUGGAGAAAAUGCCGCUUCACUGCAGACAAUCUCAACAAAGCGAAGAACCUCUGCAGCAAGAGCAUUGGGGAGAAAAUGAAGAGGAAGGAACCAGUUGGGGAGGAUGAGUCUGUACCUGAAGAAGCUCAGAACCUGGAGGCCCUAACACCUGAAACACUAUCGGCCCUGACUGUAACCCAGAUCAAGAAGGUACGUUUGUUGGUGGACAAGGCAAUUGAGAAAACUGACAGUGAGAGGAUGAAGCUGGAGGCGGAGCGCUUUGAGUACCUGAGGGAGAUCGGCAAUCUUCUGCACCCAUCUGUACCCAUCAGCAAUGAUGAGGACACAGACAACAAGGUGGAGCGUACCUGGGGCGACUGCACCAUCCAGAAGAAGUACUCCCAUGUUGACCUGGUGGUCAUGAUUGAUGGCUUUGAUGGAGAGAGGGGAGCUGUUGUGGCUGGGAGCAGAGGUUACUUUCUGAAGGGGCCACUGGUUUUCCUGGAGCAGGCUCUGAUCAAUUAUGCAUUAAGGAUCCUCCACAGCAAGAAUUACACCAUGCUCUACACACCCUUCUUUAUGAGGAAAGAGGUCAUGCAGGAAGUAGCCCAGCUCAGCCAGUUUGACGAAGAGCUUUACAAGGUCAUCGGUAAGAGCAGUGAGAAGUCAGACGACAGCUCCAUAGAUGAGAAAUACCUCAUUGCCACCUCAGAACAGCCAAUUGCAGCCUUCCUGAGGGACGAGUGGCUCAAACCAGAAGACCUGCCUGUCCGCUACGCCGGUUUCUCCACCUGCUUCCGACAGGAAGUGGGCUCCCAUGGAAGAGACACCCGCGGGAUCUUCAGGGUACACCAGUUUGAGAAGAUUGAGCAGUUUGUCUAUGCCUCCCCGCAUGACGGCAAAUCAUGGGAGAUGUUUGAUGAAAUGAUAGGGACUGCAGAAGAAUUAUACCAGUCCCUAGGAAUUCCUUAUCGCAUCGUAAACAUUGUCUCUGGUGCUCUAAAUUAUGCAGCUAGUAAGAAGCUGGAUCUGGAGGCCUGGUUCCCUGGCUCUGGUGCCUUCAGGGAACUGGUCUCCUGCUCAAACUGCACUGACUACCAGGCCAGACGCCUCCGCAUCCGAUACGGACAGACCAAAAAGAUGAUGGACAAGACAGAGUUUGUGCACAUGUUGAACGCAACCAUGUGUGCCACCACACGUGUGAUAUGUGCCAUCCUAGAGAAUUACCAAACCGAAGAGGGUAUUGUUAUUCCGGAGAAGCUCAGGGAUUUCAUGCCUCCUGGCAUGACAGAGGUCAUUAAGUUUGUCAAGCCUGCUCCCAUUGAUCAGGAGAUGUCCAAGAAGGCAAAGAAACAGCAUGAAGGAGGGAAGAAAAAGAAGCAGGAAGAAGACCAGAACCUGCCGAAUACCAUGGAGAGCAUGUCCGUCAAUGAUUAAUGCCGCUUAAUCACAACCAUACAGAUAGAAACAGAUGGAAUACAGCCUCAUGUAUAUUGAUCAGGGGUCAGCUGAGCUGUUUCUCCCACUAACUAACCAACUAAAAUUGUUAGAAAAUGGGGGGACAAAUCUCUUAAGUAGGCAGUUAAUGGUGCGUAAUAAUAAAGGCUUGCUCUGUUCCAUCUGUCUAUCUGAAUAAAUGGUGUUCUUCAUCUCAACUGUUCUCUCGUUCACAAAGCACACUGAAAAAGGGAUCUCUCUCUGUGCUCUCAUCCAUCUAAAGUCCACUUAAGACUCCACUGACCUCCUGCCUGUCCCAUUGUCAUGUCUGCAGCAGCCCUACAUCCUAGAGUGACAGAGCUUGUUGAUAUAUCCAUAAUCAUCAAAUUUCUUUUUUAUAACCGAUAAAGUUUCUGUGAUUGGUGUGUAGUGAAGAUACAUGUUUGUUUCCAGCUUUUUGGAAUCUAUAAUUAUUGUGGUUUCCAAAUGUAUUUUGUUUUGAGACUAAAACGUGCAUCUCUUCUCUAUAACAUGGUUGCGUAAUGCCUGAAGUGGCUUUAAAGUUGAUCUAAAUUUAAUUCAGAAGACCACAAUCAUCGACCAUUGUUGCUUGACAUCAUUGUUGACCAUAAUACUGAUCACUAGCUUAUGAUUGAGACACUGUCUGUAUGCACUUGCUAAAAACAAUAAAUAUAGAAAAUAAC